This is a messenger RNA of Soboliphyme baturini, 135 nucleotides long. Lineage: Eukaryota; Metazoa; Nematoda; Enoplea; Dioctophymatida; Soboliphymatidae. The record is from the annotation of a GenBank genome assembly.
AUGACUGAAGUUGGCAGUGUCGCUAACGCAUAUGACAGUGAUCCGGAAGAUGGCGGCAUCAAACUAAUGAACGGUUGCGGAAAGUACUACGCAUUGCUGGAAGACACAGCGGUUUUCUCGUGCGGCUGCGUCGAG